Molecule: messenger RNA, 2299 nt
Organism: Gadus morhua (Atlantic cod)
Lineage: Eukaryota; Metazoa; Chordata; Actinopteri; Gadiformes; Gadidae
Exons: 12
Coding region: 71-2194 (707 amino acids)
Biological process (GO): cytokine-mediated signaling pathway
Cellular component (GO): membrane; external side of plasma membrane
Molecular function (GO): protein binding; cytokine receptor activity
Source: RefSeq, a predicted model, not a curated record
GUGGGAUGUCAGCUACUGUCUGCCUGGUAGCUCCGCCUCGGGGCCAGACGCUGGAGGUUAGAGCGGAGCAAUGUUGUGUCUGAUGGCCCUGCUGCUGCUGCUCUCCCCGCUGGUCUCCCCGCUGGUCUCCCCGCUGGCCUCCCCCCCCCAGGACUCAGGACGGGUCUGGGAGCUGGAAUGUGAGAACGACUACCUUUACACCAUCAACUGUUCCCUGAGGGCCCCCCCCCCAGGCCUGCGGCCCCCCAACGGAUCCUCCUGGCUCAACUUCAUAAGCUACGACGAGUCAGAAAUGAGGCCGGGCCGCUGCCCGCUGACGCACAAGGAGAACCGCUCCUCCUGCCUCUGCCAGAACUGCACCGAAGAGACCUUUGGGGAAACCCCUCUCAAGAUCUACCUCUGCCACGAGCCCUGUCCCACAGCGGCGUGUUGUGAGGUGCUGGAGGAGAACUACUACCCCCAGAUGAACAUCACUCCCAUCGCCCCCAGCCAGCCGGCCGUGGUCACCAAAUCCAGCCGGUUCAUCUUCAGCUGGAGCAGCAGCUACGAGGGGUAUCUGCCCAACUUCUUCCUCCAGGACUAUCUCCAGUACCAGCUCCGUCUGCAGCGGGAGGACCAGCACCAGGCCCCUGUGACCCUCUCUGGGAUGGGGAGGAGCUUGGCGGUGGACGUGGAGAGUCUGGCUGCGGGGGGGCAGUAUACGGCCCGUGUGCGCAGCAGUCCUGCAGAAGGUACCGACUACCGCGGCAAAUGGAGCCCCUGGUCCCAGGAGAGCCGCUGGUGGACUCCUGGGGGGCCCCCUCGUGGCCCCCCCCAUCGUGGACGGGUCUGGGAGCUGGAAUGUGAGAACGACUACCUUUACACCAUCAACUGUUCCCUGAGGGCCCCCCCCCCAGGCCUGCGGCCCCCCAACGGAUCCUCCUGGCUCAACUUCAUAAGCUACGACGAGUCAGAAAUGAGGCCGGGCCGCUGCCCGCUGACGCACAAGGAGAACCGCUCCUCCUGCCUCUGCCAGAACUGCACCGAACAGACCUUUGGGGAAACCCCUCUCAAGAUCUACCUCUGCCACGAGCCCUGUCCCACAGCGGCGUGUUGUGAGGUGCUGGAGGAGAACUACUACCCCCAGAUAAACAUCACUCCCAUCGCCCCCAGCCAGCCGGCCGUGGUCACCAAAUCCAGCCGGUUCAUCUUCAGCUGGAGCAGCAGCUACGAGGAGUAUCUGCCCAACUUCUUCCUCCAGGACUAUCUCCAGUACCAGCUCCGUCUGCAGCGGGAGGACCAGCACCAGGCCCCUGUGACCCUCUCUGGGAUGGGGAGGAGCUUGGCGGUGGACGUGGAGAGUCUGGCUGAGGGGGGGCAGUAUACGGCCCGUGUGCGCAGCAGUCCUGCAGAAGGUACCGACUACCGCGGCAAAUGGAGCCCCUGGUCCCAGGAGAGCCGCUGGAGGACUCCUGGGGGGCCCCCUCGUGGCCCCCCCCAUCGUGGCGGGGGUCGGGACGUGGGGCUGGUCAUCGCCGUGUGUCUGCUGACUCCCGUCCUGCUGCUGGCCUCCGUUACUCUGCUGAGGAUGAGGAAACGCACCUUCAUACCCACACCUGUGCUGCGCUUCUCCCCCCUCAGCGAACACCGCCAGAGCUUGGCAGUGCCCCUCCCCCCCGACACGGCGCCGAUGGAGACCGAGUGCGCCGCCCUGAUCUCCGUCCUCCGCGCGCCCGUCGACGUCCUGGUGGACGCUCGGGCGGGGGCCCCGGGGCCCGACGGGAAGGGGGCCCUUGAGAGCGGCCCCGAGGAGGACUCAGGCUGCUGUCACUGCAGCCCCCGCUCCGAGGACGGGGGGGGCUACAGGAACGCCUACUGCACCCUGAGCGACCCCCCUGAACCCCCAGACACCCAGGGGGACGGGGAGCGGGGCGGGGGGGGCUACAGGAACCCCUACUGCACCCUGAGCGACCCCCCUGAACCCCCAGACACCCAGGGGGACGGGGAGCGGGGCGGGGGGGGCUACAGGAACCCCUACUGCACCCUGAGCGACCCCCCUGAACCCCCAGACACCCAGGGGGACGGGGGGGGCUACAGGAACCCCUACUGCACCCUGAGCGACCCCCAGGACCCCCCAAGGCUCCAGGUUGGAAUACAGCGACCCAGAAGGCUCCUUCAGGAGAACCACGAGAACCGGGUCUCCUCCUCCCACUAGAGGGUCCUCCUCCUCCUCCUCCCACUAAGGGUCCUCCUCCUCCUCCUCCUCCCACUAGAGGCUCCUCCUCCUCCUCCUCCUCCCACUAAGGGUCCUCCUCCUCCU